AUGAGUUUUAUGGAUUGUACCGACCCAUAUUCAGAUCAGUGUGAUCUUUUAAAAAGGCGUUUAUUAGAUGCAGAAAAAACGCUGGAAAACAAAAAUGUCCUCAUUGAAAUGCUUCGCGAGCAACUCAAGCUCAUGGAGGAGAGGCACAAAGACACUCUCGACAUCAAAGAGCAACUGAGAUACAAAUAUUGCUCUAUAAAGCAGGGAUUCUUAAAGUCCAAGAAAAUUUGCCAAAAAAUGGUGAAUAAUUACAACUGGAUGUAUUUUAGCGAUAUAGGUAUAACCUGCUCAGUAUCAAACACCACAUGCAACGAAAAAGAAAUUCUUACAUACUCUGAUCAAGAAUUGGUCAAUUGCAUUUGUCCUCAACCAAUUGAAUUUGUAAAAAAUGAUGCAUGCUGCGAAUCCUGCGGACUGAAUAGAAACAAACUGAUGAAGAUGGAGGACCUUAUAAGCGAAUACACAGACGUUAUAGGAAAAUUGGAGUUUGGGCUUAAGUUUUUCGAUGAAUUCAAUCAGAAUGAGUCUGUAGGAGACUCGUGCAACUGCCAAAAUGAUAUACAAAACCUCAUACAAACGAUCAACAGCAUAGUUAAAGAUAAGGAUUUCUACAGGAACGAAAUCAUCAAACUCAGCGCCCUAUUUAAAAACACCUCAUCCAGAGAAAAAGAUUUUCUCAUUGAGAAACUGCAGAAGGAAUCCAAAUGUCUCGACAAGAAGGUUGCAAAUUUAGAAGCAGAGUUGAAGGAUAAAGAAGAGGAAUUAAUCAAUAUUCAAGUUGAGCCGUGCAAGCGCGUUGAUACCUCAACUUUGACGGACAACAAAAAAAGCCUAGACGUGUACAGCCAAGCGGAAUCGCCAUGUUAUCACACCCAUACCUCAACUGUGACAGACAUUAAGAUAUGCACAGAUCAAGACGAUUUUUCAGAACAGAAUGAAGAAUUGCGUAUGAGCUAUGCUAUGCUAUGCGAGUGCAAGCAAAACGCUGCUGAAGCUGAAAGGAACAGAAAAGAAAUCGAGAAAGUUCAAAAACUACUAUUGGAAAAUGAACAAAAACUUAAAUCACUACAGGAAGAAAAUGAAAAUAUAAAGAUGGACAAUGUCUCCCAAAAAGAAAAGGCAGAACUGUAUGAAAAAGAAAUUAUAAACCUUAAAGAAGACAUUAAAACAUACAACAAACAAAUAGCGACAUACGAAGAUGAAUACGCCUAUUUAAAAUCCGAAAUUACUAAAUUGAAUACAAAUGAAGAACUAGACAAAGAAAUAGAAAGAUUACAGCAAUCCCUGACUAAAGUAAGCAUGGAAAAUGAAACAUUAAAAGUGAAUUACCAAGUGUUGUCAGGAAAAACUGCUGACUUGGAAGAAGAAAAAAAUGAGCUACAAUGUAAAUUUGAUGAUGAAAGAAAAGAAACUAAUUCUUUGCAAUAUAAGAUUGAAAAUAUAGAAACAGAAAGGCAGGAUUUGAUAAGUCAAAUUGAUUUAUAUAAAGAAGAUAUAGAGAGAUUAGAGCAAUCCCUAAACACAGCAAAUAUAAAAAAUGAAACAUUACAAUUUAACAACGAAGUAUUGUCGGAAAAAAUUGCUGUUAUAGACGAUGAAAAAAAUGAGCUACUAUGCCAAAGUGAAGAUGAAAGAAGAGAAACUGAAUCUUUGCAAUGUAAACUUGAAGACGCAGAAACGGAAAGGCAGAAUUUGGUGGGUCAAAUUGAAACAUACAAAGAAAUUGUACAAAAUAACGUAAAAGAACACGAAUAUUUAGAAAAAGUAAAUGAAGACCUAAAAGCCAAGUUAGAAGAUCUUGAUGUUCAAAAUAAAAAAGUCCUGAUAAAUAAUGGUGAACAAUGCGAUUUGCCAGCAAGAGAAUGUGUAGAGUGCAAAAAGGAAAGAAAAGUAUUGUGCGAAAACAUUCACGAAAUGCAAUGUGCAAUUGAUAGUUUAGAAGCCGAGAAAAAUGAGUUGAUGGGUCAAAUUGAUUCCUACAAAGAUAUGGAAACAAUUUUACAAAACAACGAAAAAUGUUCAAGUGAAUAUUGCGAGCGCAUUAAAAUUGAAAAUGAAACCUUAAAGGCUGAAAAUGCUGAAAAAGUAUUGAAAACAACCGAAAUGCAAUGUGCAUUUGAUAAUUUAGAAGCCGAGAAAAAUGAGUUGAUGAGUCAAAUUGAUUCCUACAAAGAUAUGGAAACAACUUUACAAAACAACGAAAAAUGUUCACGUGGGUAUUGCGAGCGCCUUAAAAUUGAAAAUGAAACCUUAAAAGCUGAAAAAGUAUUGAUAACAACCGGGGAACAGUGCGAACUGGCUAUUUGCAGAUGCGGAAGUAAAAUAAUUAAAUUAGAAACACAACUGCAAAAUCUGACGACUUCAAACGCAGAAGUCAUGAAGGAAAAGGAAACAGCAAACCAAGAAAGCCAAGAAAUGGCCAAGAGCAUCCUAGAUAUGCAAACCAUUGUGGAAAACUUAAUGAAGGAAAAGGACGGUAUGGAGGCUGAAGUCCAGGACUUGCAACUUCAAGCGGACACGUACAGGAUGAUCAGCAAACAGCUGGAAAGUGAAAAAUGCGAACUACUGGAUGCGAUAGAAACGAUGGAGACGCAAGUCUGCGCAGAAAACGACGCGCUAAUCAAGAGACAAGUAACAGACUUGGAAGAACUGGAAGAAAAGUAUAAAGAGUUGAAAUCUUUAUCCGAAAUUCAAGAGAAUGUUUUCAAAACGAGGCUUUUGGAGAAAGAAGAUGAAUUCGAUGCAAAAAUGAUGGAUGUAAACAAGUUGAUGGACGAUGUAUGUAGCUCUUGCCCCAAAUUGAUGGAAAUAAUGAAAAAACAAACCACGAAAUGUCAAAAUGUGGACGUAUACCGGUGGAUAGAGAGAAAGGCGAAGCUUUUGAAAAAACACAUUUCUAAAGUGUGCCAAGAAUCCAUUGAAGUUAAGCAGUCGUUGAGCAACAUUCAGGAUGUAGUGGAAAAUGUAUGUUGGCAGGAGAAAGGCAAAAGUUUGGAGAAAAUUGAGUCAAAACUAAAAAACGAAAAAACUAAAUGUUACAAUAAACCUUGCGAAUGCGUCGAGAAAUCUAAAGAAGAAAAAGAAAAUAUUGAACCAGACACUACGGAGAAAAUUAAAGCAAUAAGUGAUAACUUGGAGCAAGCAACAGAAAAAGAGGGACAAGAUAGUAAAAAAGAAGGGACAAUUUUUAAGAAGAAAGAAAAAGAAGAAAGCUCGAAAAAAAGUAGUAAAAUGGAAUUGGCGGAAGAAAUUAAAAACAAAGAAAAAUCGCCAUUAAAAAUGCUACAAGCUGAAAGUAAUGACUUAACACCUGAAUGGCCUAAAAAAAAGACCCCUAUAAAAACUGUGGAGGUGGAAGAAGUGUUAAGCCCAUUUUCUCGUCAUCUCAGAUUUCCGGAUAAAAGGCUCAGAAAAUGGAAAGAAAGAAAAACUGCCAAGUGCUAUCUCAUCCCAAGCUUGGAGAAAACAUAUCAUAAAGCAAGAACAAGAAAAAAUAAACAAACUAGAAGCUCAGCAGAAGAAAAAAGAUGA
Brassicogethes aeneus is the source of this 3531-nucleotide messenger RNA. NCBI's taxonomy places the organism in Eukaryota, Metazoa, Arthropoda, Insecta, Coleoptera, Nitidulidae. The record is from the annotation of a GenBank genome assembly.